UUGAGUUGAACCACAUUUAUUUGAUGAAUCUGUUCCCUUUGUCCAUGUUUCCCAGUAAAUGAGGAUUUUGUUAAGAUAUUUCAGUGGAUGUUGUGGAUUUAGACAGAGGUUAAUAUUGCUAAUAUGAAGCCUAAACGUGUAUUUUAAAAAGAAUACCUGUUCCCACUUGACAGCUUUAAAAAAAAAUACUUGUUUAUCAGAUGUCUUUUGACUCAAAAAGGGAACUUGUUAAGACAAAGGCUACACUUGUUUUUGUAAACAUUAAGAAAAAAACAAAAUAACAAGGACCAAAACAAAACAUUUGAAUACAAAUACCGUAAACAAAGAUGUCCAAAGGAUAAAGAUGAUUGGGGAUGAGUCAUGACAUGAAAUGGAGUUUAUGACUUUAUGUAAUGCUUACGUGGAGGGAAAGUUAUUUGACUGUUCUUAUCAAUUUUUUAUGUCAUAAAAUAAAAUGAGCUUGUCAUGCAUUUGAAUUGUUUUUUUCUUUCUACUUGUUAUAGUUUCAGUUUCAUAUCAUUAACAUUUAAGGUGUGCCUUAAAUGUUAACCUGAGGGCAUUCAUUGCAAUACCUUAUUGUAGUAGUUCUAACUUGUGUUUUACCUGAAUCACCUUUAUUGGCCACGUAUGUUUACUCACAAGGAAUUUGACUUCAGUGAACUGUGAUCUCUUAGUUUGAAUAAAGGUAUAUAACAUUAAAUAUCAACAAUAAACACAAAAUAAAGACUAAUAUGUACAAGAAUAAAUAAGACAAUAGUUACAUUUCAAUACCAACUUUAAUUUAUAGAAAACAUUACAAUUCCUGCCUAUCUGAAAUUAUACUUAGUCCUUCUUCAACCUUACAUCAGCUAAUCAGUCCAUGUGAUAAUACUCUGGAAGUCCUGUGUUGUGAUUAUGUGAUAUAUUCCUACUAUCAGCUGUCUUUUUUCUUUGAUUUAAGAGACUAAUAGUCUUAACUUGUUUGUCAGUGCAUGUUACGUGCCCGUUUUAGAAUACGUCACGUUGAGACAUCGAAAACGAAAGUUAUUAAGUCAGAGAAGAAGGGAAACGAAUGUUAAAUAAAGUGGGCGUGUCGAUCAGCUGCUGGUUCCAUAUAAACAAUGCUGAGUUCAAACCUGUGUCACAGCUGCUGCUGAGCAUCGUCUGUUUACCUGUCAGCGUCUCGAGACUUUUCUAGAAGUUUCCCUCAGGAAUUUUACAAGUUAACAAAAGGCUGCAUAAAUCAUGGAAAUAACUAUCGUUAUGCUGAGUGGUGAAUCCCACAGCUUUCGGGUGAACCCUAACGACACGGUGGGCGCUCUGAAGAAACUGAUCCAGGACAAACUCGGGGUUAGUUCUGAGAGACAGAGGCUGGUCUAUGAAAACGGACACAAGACUUCUCUCAACGACGACUUGAUGCCUGUGAGCUCAUACGGCCUGCAGAACGGCUCCCGGGUGUCUCUGAUCGUCACCGGGUCGCCGCCGACCAUCCAGGUGUUCCUCAGAAACGAAAAGGGGAAGUCGUCCACAUAUGACGUCACACCGGAGGAGACCGUGAGCGACUUCAAGGUCAAAGUCCAGAGGAGAGAGGGGGUCGCGGUGAGCCAGCAGAGGUUGGUUUUCCAAGGCAGAGAGAUGGCGAGCGGGAAACUUUCAGACUACGGCGUCACAGAGCACAGCACCAUCGACAUGAUGAUGCGUCUGCGAGGAGGCUGAGGACACCUCUGGUUUCAGCAUGUUAUUUUACAUGAGCUACUAUUUAAGUUUAUUUAAUACAAGUG
Messenger RNA from Labrus mixtus (cuckoo wrasse), 1760 nucleotides. RefSeq names its product polyubiquitin-B-like. Gene Ontology annotation, biological process: proteasome-mediated ubiquitin-dependent protein catabolic process. The coding region runs from base 1225 to 1695 and encodes 156 amino acids. The transcript is spliced from 2 exons. Lineage: Eukaryota; Metazoa; Chordata; Actinopteri; Labriformes; Labridae. Gene Ontology annotation, molecular function: polyubiquitin modification-dependent protein binding; proteasome binding; ubiquitin binding. Gene Ontology annotation, cellular component: nucleoplasm; cytosol. The record is from RefSeq and is a predicted model, not a curated record.